AUGUUGCAGUUGGAGUGUCCGUCCAAAGGGAAGGAGGUGGCUUAUUGGGGAGCAUUUCGUGAAGGGAAACAGAUUGAUUGUGAGGAUGUGAUGUGAGCUUUUACAUUGUUUUUCUGGCUGUUUGAGAUUAGUUUCGUCUACCCCUUACCGGAUGAACACCUUUCAUCGUAUAACAUGUCUCACGCAGCCUGCGCGGUGCGAAAAGCCUUUAAACUUCUACCGUGCCUUAAGCUACCUAAAGAUAUGUGAAGAUCAGUGAAGAAUUAACGUUUUUGGAGUUUAUUUAUGCUAUUUUCAGGGAUGUAGACGCAAUAAACAUAAUAACCUGCCCAAAAGACUCCUCGUUUCAAUGUUACCAACAACAAGCUAUUAUGCUGUUCGCCGGCCAAAAGGACCUUGAGAUGAUUUGUUACAACAAGGACAAUAUUGAAGUCAUGAAAACUAGCAUUAGUAAGGGAUUUUAGAAAAAAAAUUUUGGGCGGGGUAAAUUUUUAUCUUUUUUGCGGGGUGGAUUUUUUUUGAAAUUUUUGAAAAAUCACAAAAAUUUUGAAUUUUUGGGUAAAAAUUAUUUUUUUAAUUUUUAGAAAUGUCACUAGCCACGGAAUGUCCAAUGGUGAACGAAUGUGAAAAUAUCGAGUAUCCUUCGCCGUUCUGUCAAUGUGAUUAUAUUAAGGACAGUUGUGAAAGAAGUAGGUUUUGUAAAGAAUGUUCUUGCUAUUUUUUGUUUUGUAAAGAAAGUUUUCGCCAUUUUUUACUUUGUAACGAAAGUUCUUGCGAUUUCUAGUUUUGUAAACAAAGUUCUUGCCAUUUCAAAGCUUUUAAAGAAAGUUUUUGCUAUUUUUAUCUUAUAAACCAUGCUUUUAGGUAUCAGUUUCAACCACAAGUACACAGCUAUUGCCAGUGUCAUAGUUGUAUUCCAAGCCUUGGUAUACUUUGCUUUUUACAUACGACGUACCUUUGUCAUACCAGGAUGGAAAGACACCAAAAUGGUCAAUAGUUCUCCGGUUUAUACUCCAGUCCAGACCGUGAACUAUCCUUUUGUUGAGGUUUUGAAUACACAGAACAUUGAAAGAUUGCUCAAUCCUCCUAUUAACAGUGCCACUUUGGAGAUACGAAACGGUCGUAGUAAUGUUCUUCAAUAA
This is a messenger RNA of Bursaphelenchus okinawaensis, 1142 nucleotides long. Lineage: Eukaryota; Metazoa; Nematoda; Chromadorea; Rhabditida; Aphelenchoididae. The record is from the annotation of a GenBank genome assembly.